Acanthocheilonema viteae is the source of this 2181-nucleotide messenger RNA. Lineage: Eukaryota; Metazoa; Nematoda; Chromadorea; Rhabditida; Onchocercidae. The record is from the annotation of a GenBank genome assembly.
AUGCAUCUGACGCAGAAUGCUCAAAUAGAAGACUCUAAUUCUGUUUAUAAUGGUACCACCCAAACGGAACUUAUUCUGUGGCAGUUAAUUGGUCCAUUUUCAAUACUACUUCGAAACAUAGCUGUACCAUGGAUAUUUGUUGGCAUCCGUUUUGCUUUAUCGAAUGGUUUCUGGUUAAAAUUCGCACUUGAUUUCUUGUUCAUAGUGCUGCCAAUUAUUCUUUCGCUGACACUGUUCUCAGAUUAUCUCUCUGUGAUACUUCUAUUUCAAUUGGUUGCUUUGCUUUCUCUAAUAACUUUUUCGCUUUGUGAAUAUUGCUUUAUUGCACGCGAAAAACCUACAUUACAAGAAAUUUUCAGUCAAAUGGUUGACGACCAACAUUCACCUACCAAAUUCAUUACUUACAUGAGAUCUACGGGUCUCAUUGCAACUGCGGUUGCAAUUCUGUCUGUUGAUUUUGAUGUUUUUCCACGCCGUUUUGCCAAAACAUACAUUUAUGGUCGAAGUAUUAUGGAUCUGGGCACUGCAGCAUCCGUUUACUGUUUCGCUGUUGUUGAUGUUUUCAAGGAUUUUCCAAGCAGAAGCAAAUUUCCAUCAUUGCAAAGAAGACAUUUUUUCUGGAAACAUUUGCCAAGCAUUAUGUUGCUGUGCUUAGGUUUCGGAAGAACAUGUAUCGUACAACUAUUAAACUAUCCAGUACAACUUGUUGAAUAUGGGGUACAUUGGAAUUUUUUCAUAACUCUCGCUUUUCUCAGGAUUAUUGUGAAACUGCUUGGUCGUCGUUUUCAUUUGCUUUUCGGUGUUAUCAUCAUUUCCGUUUAUCAGUAUUUGUUGAGUGAAAAAAAUUUACAGAAUUGGCUGCUUUCGGAGGACAUCAAUAGAGAUACAUUUAUUGCAAUGAAUCGUGAAGGCAUUUUUUCCUUAUUUGGAUAUUUAUCAAUAUAUUAUUUUGCAUCCUGUAUUGCCAAUUUUAUGUUUUCCACGGGAACCUUCCAGCUACUUACGAUUGCUGCGCUUCUUUUCUUUGCUCAAAAAUUGGCUGAAAUGCUUAUAGGACCACCUUCACGGAGAAUUGCGAAUUUAUCUUAUAUCUUAGAAGUGCUGGUCUUCCAUACUGUUUAUAUGGCUAAUUUAUUAUUGGUACAAUUAGCUUCAAUCUUCGGAUGGGCUGCGCAGAUGCCGCAAUUUUCCAUUGAUGAAAAUCCUUUCGAACGUUUAAAGCCAUGUAUUCUUGAUUCAGUGAAUCGGUAUGGCAUGCCAUUUUUUUUGUUAGCGAACGUGCUCACGGGUCUCAUUAAUUUGACAAUAACAACAAGCUCUGUAACAAAUACCUAUCAUUCGACGACUCUUAUCGCUGCAUAUAUGUUCAUUUUAUGUGCAUUCAUUCAUGUCUAUACAAGGAUAACGUUUGUGCUCGAUAUGCUAUUUAUUGUGGUACCAGUAGCGCUAACCCUAACUUUAUUUUCGGAUUACAUACUGCUAUUAUUGUUAGCGCAAAUUAUAGUACUUCUGGUUUUUGUUAUUGUUUUAAUUUGCGAUCACUGCUUUAUUAAACGAAUAAAGCGAACAUACUGUGAUUUAUUCCAUCACAUUAAUGAUGACCACUAUUCACCCACAAAAUUCGUCACUUAUAUGAGAUUAUAUGGCUUACUUGCAACAGCUGGUGCCAUAUUAUCCGUUGAUUUUGAUGUAUUUCCACGUCGUUUUGCGAAGACGUCAGUUUUUGGUCGAAGUGUGAUGGAUCUCGGCACAGCUACAUUUGUUUAUUGUUUUGCUGUAGUUGAUGUAUUCCGACACUAUCCUGGAAGAGUGAAAAAUGUCAUCCAAAAGCAGCGGUGUUGCUCUUUGAAGUCAUCAUCGAGUGUUGUGCUAAUAAUGCUAGGCAUAGCACGAACAGUUCUGCUUCAUUUCACUAAUUAUCAGUAUCAAAUCAACGAGUAUGGCGUACAUUGGAAUUUUUUCAUUACUCUCGGAUUGUUACGGUUACUGCUAUUUACUGCAGUAAUAUUCGUAGCACAGGAAUUUGCUAUAAAGCUUGUGGGCCCACCAUCACGGAGAAUUGCUAAUGUGCCAUACAUUUUAGAAAUGAUAAAUUUGAAUAAAAAGGUUAGCAUGGGAAGAAAUGCUCAGUCGGAAGUGCAUUCUGAAACGAAAAUUGUCCUAGACUAUGGUGAGUGUUGA